CAGUGCCCGCCUCCUGCCAGUGCGAAAAAGCCUCUGUAGCUAUUUCUAUAUAUAUAUAUAUAUAUAUAUUAAAGAAAAGAGGGGGGUAAAAAAAAAACCAACCUUACACUGAAUAGACCCUUUCUUAAACAGAAACUCCUGGCAAUCCUCUCUCUCCUUUAAGCCAUUUCCUGAGUCUCAGAAUAGGAGGGAGCUGCCUGCGGGCUGACGUUUGGACACAGGCGGCUCGCUUUGAUUUUUCUUCUUCUCUGGUUUUUUUUUUUUUUUUUUUUUCUGGUUUUGGGGGGGGGGGUUUGGGGUUUCCUCCAAAACCUAAGCCCCUGCCCGUCGGAAGCUGGAUGUGAGCCGGGCCCCUGGGGAGGGGGCGCUGCCUCCCGCGCACCUGGGUGCUUGCCACCCAGCCCGGCCGUCCCGGGCUACCUGCCCGUCGCAGGGGACGCGGCUGGGUGGUCUGCGGCCCCGGGAUCUUUCCAGCUGGAGGUUUUGCUUUUGUGCUUGUCUUGGUUUUUUGCACGGGAGGAUGGGCUGGAGGUGGCUGGGCGCCCUGCUGCUGCUCCCGGUGCAGCUGCUGUGGCUGGCGGGGAAGGCGGCGGCGUGCCUGGUGCUGCCGCCCCGGCUGCGGGACCUGUCCCGGGAGAGCGUGCUCAUCACCGGCGGGGGCAGAGGCAUCGGCCGCCACCUGGCCACGGAGUUUGCCAAGCGAGGAGCCAGAAAGAUCAUCCUGUGGGGUCGAACGGAGAAGUGCCUGAAGGAAACCACAGAGGAGAUCAGGACAAUGGGAACAGAGUGCCAUUACUUCAUUUGCGAUGUGGGAAACAGAGAGGAGGUCUAUCAGCAAGCCAAAGCUGUCCGAGAAAAGGUGGGUGAUAUCACCAUCCUCGUGAACAAUGCUGCCGUGGUUCACGGAAAGAGCCUGAUGGACAGCGACGACGACGCGCUACUCAAAUCCCAACACAUAAACACCCUGGGACAGUUCUGGACCACCAAGGCUUUCCUGCCCCGGAUGCUGGAGCUGCAGAACGGACACAUCGUUUGCUUGAAUUCUGUCUUGGCCUUGUCAGCCAUCCCUGGGGCCAUCGACUACUGCACCUCCAAAGCGUCGUCCUUUGCCUUCAUGGAGAGCUUGACCUUGGGGCUGCUUGACUGCCCCGGAGUGAAUGCUACCACAGUGCUGCCUUUCCACACCAGCACAGAGAUGUUUCAAGGCAUGAGAAUCAGGUUUCCCAAAUUAUUCCCUCCUCUAAAGCCAGAGACAGUGGCCAGGAGGACAGUGGAAGCCGUUCAGAUGAACCAAGCCCUGCUUCUCCUGCCUUGGACAAUGAACAUCCUUGUCAUCUUGAAAAGCAUUCUCCCGCAGUCGGCACUUGAAGAAAUCCACAAGUUUUCUGGAAGCUACACCUGCAUGAACACUUUUAAAGGGCGAACAUAGACCUGGUGACGCAAAGACUCUUUCUGCAGUCAAGCCAACACAAGCAGCAAAAUCCUGACAAGAUUGUGAAUCAGCCGUCUUGGCUGUUAGCCUGUCCUGUCCGCGUGACUUGUGCAGCUCUGAGGCAACACAUUUCUUGCAGGCCAUACCCAUAACAACACGACCUUUGCACAGGACUGAAUGGCUAAACUAUGGACUCCUGGAAGGAGAAACAAAAAAAAGCGUGAAAUGUUUAUGCAAUGUCUAAUUCUGUAGAAUCUGAUUGUUAAAUCUGCUCCUAGGUUUAGGAUUGAAUUGCUGUUUCCAUAAGACCCAGAGACUGCUCCGACCCGGGCGCAGCACUUCUCGCCCCAUCCUUCCCCCACUCUGCUCACAGAAACCGGAAGAACAAUGGGGAUUGAUUUCAGGAAUGGGAGUUUUAAAAAUUACCGUAAAGGGGCAGUAGCUAAGACUUUUUAUGGAGACUUUGCCUUUCCCCUUCCUCACUGCAUUGGAUGGCUGGUGCUUUCGAACUAUCGAAGCAGCUUGUUCGCCUGACAGCUGAUCCUUCCCCGAAGGGCCACUAAGGAAGCUCCUGUGCGCGAAAGGACUGUUCCCGUCUAGCCAAGGUCUGCGCACGUUGAAAGGCUGAAGGGGGAAACCCAGAAUGAGGAGUAGCUAGGUAUAGCAUUUGGAAAGGACAGUCUUAAUAAGGCAAGGUCCCUUCAGCCACUAAAAUCCUAUGCAGAAUGUAACUGUUGUGUCUGAAUACUUUUGUUCAUUUAUGGUGAAAUAUAAUUUCCUUUUAGCAUUAAUCCCUGAUGUCCAGUCAUUGAGCCAGCGUUGGGUUGGAAAUUAGUUAACCUUAUCCCAACACUUGCUCACACAGUUCGUUCUUACAGUAAAUCCAACAGAUCGGUGUGCACAGUGAAAUAAGUGGACACGGGGAGGUGAGAGCCACUUUCAGCCAGGGCCUGAUCAAACACACGUGGGAGUCAACUAAAUGUUUUCUGCUGAUCUAUAGGGGAGUUUGAUUGGGUCCUAGAUGAGCCAAAAGAGGAAGAAUUCAACAGUGAAUUCAAGAGGAAGAAUUCACAGUCCUGUUGUGACUCAAGUGUCACAGCUCAACUAAAUAUACAGUGUCAGUAUGUAUAUAUAUUCUUAUAAUACAGUCUCAUUAACUAUCCAGCACAGGCCCAUGCCAGAUCCAAUGUGCAACACAACACAGUGACGUAUAUUCAAUAACGUGACAAAAAAAAAAAAAAGAGAAGAAUUUGUCAGACCUGCAGCAGACAUGAUACAAAUGCACCCCAAAUACAGCUCUCUUAAGGGGAGUUUCGUGGUGAAAGCGCAACGAUAAGCAGUUGAACUCCUGAGGCCUCUGUACAGCUUUUUCAUGUGACCUGGGACGAGCCUCUUAACGUCACUGUAUUUCAGCUCGCUGAUCUGCAAAGCAAGGUGGCUAAUGUACUCGACCGGGUGGUUGUAAGCCCGAACGCCUUACUGCACGUCAACUACUCUGCAAGCCUCAGGUGGAUGGCAAUAUGAAAGGGCGACUUAAUUCUACAAUUUGUUUGCAACCUGAAAGGCUGGAUUCAAUACGAGAGAGAGGAAAGGCAGAAACCACCCUAUGAAACAGCAACUUCUAGGAACGAUCCGAGUUCGGUCGGAAAUGUUGGAAGGGCAUCUUAUCCCUGCGUUUGGAUGCUCUCUCGGUUCUGCUGUGUAGACGGGAGCCCAGAUUGGGCAAAAGGCACUUGCCAAUCCCAAGGCCUGAUCCUUGCCUUGUGUAAAUCAGCAGAGAUCUAUCAAUGGGUGCACUGCGCCUCCUCUGUAGGAGGUAGAUCUCUGCAGACGCGCCUGCGCUUGGGGAGCGCUAUCGGCACGAUGGUUUCCAAACUCCCUGCUCGUGGAGAUUAACCUGGGACUGUAUUUUCCUCCUGAAGCCAAGGGUGCAAGCUUGAGCACGGCAUCUGCUUUGAAAAGGCUUCUCACCGCAGGGUUUUGUUUCGAUUGUGUGGAGAGCCCAGGUGUUUUGGAAGUGCAUUUGGUCUCUGAGACCGGACAGGCCAUCCUGAUGAGUUGUCCCCGGUUAAUUUUGAGAAGCAAUACUAUUAUUGAAAGCUCGACUAAACACAUGGGCAACACUAUAUUGGGCCCUGUCAGGCAUACAAAGGGUACAAGUCUGCAUCAAGAGCUAGGUCAGGGGUGGGCAAAAUGUGGCCCGGGGGCCGGGUUGUGGCCCGCCAAGCCAUUCUAUCUGGCAUACGGGGCCCCUAAAAAAUUUAGAAAAUUAAUAUUACUCUGCCCUGGGCUACCUGUCAUGUGGCCCACGAUGGCUUGCCGAAACUCAGUAAGCGGUCCUCUGCCCAAAAUAAUUGCCCGCCCCUGAGCUAGGUGGAGGGAGGGGGUAGAGAAUCUGCCUGUCUACCGCCCCCCCUUACACCCUCUAAUCCUCUGUAUUUUCUCAUUAUCCAUGACCAGGCAGGCCAGCACUGCAGCUGCAAGAGCAAACAGCAUUGGUGAAAAAGGGCACCCCUGCUGGGCACCUCCCCUUAAAUUAAAACUUUGGGUUGAGGGUCUAUUAAUUAGUGACAUGCCAAUUCAAAAGAGAAGGGAAAAGCAGCAUUCUGCUGACCGAAACGAGCCCCCUUUCAGCCCACCCAAAAGGACCCGCUUCUUUCCUGCACAGAAUAAAAAAGUCUUUCCUUGUCCAAAGAGGCUGCUUUCUGCA
This is a messenger RNA of Alligator sinensis (Chinese alligator), 4142 nucleotides long. It is a transcript of the gene DHRS3, whose product is annotated as dehydrogenase/reductase 3. The transcript is spliced from 6 exons. Gene Ontology annotation, cellular component: lipid droplet. Bases 521 to 1429 code for a protein of 302 amino acids. Lineage: Eukaryota; Metazoa; Chordata; Crocodylia; Alligatoridae. Gene Ontology annotation, molecular function: oxidoreductase activity, acting on the CH-OH group of donors, NAD or NADP as acceptor. The record is from RefSeq and is a predicted model, not a curated record.